AGCCGACUGUAAUAAAAAGGUAAGGUCAGAUCUUCUAAAAAACGAUAAUGCGUGAUGAGAAAUAAAUAAUAAAAAAGAAAUUCCGAACAUAUUAUUUUAAAAUGAAAAACUAACCAGAUUCUUUGACUUCUAUUUUUUUAAAUUUUUAGUCAAUAAAGAUAAUUGAAAAAUAUAUUAGUUUAGUAUUGAUAAUAAAUCUAACAUACAUAAGUGGAUGUUUAUCUACACUUGAAUAAUUUAAAUGCUUACAAGCAAAAGCCGUCAUUAGGUACAAGUAGGGGCUAAAAGCGCCAUCUAUACAUGUGUUAUAAAAACACAACGAUAAAAAUAAUUAAUCAUAAAUCAGAAAACAUGAAAAUAGUUAAAAUUAAAUAAUAUACUGAUUACUGACAUGAUCCUUUAUUUUUUUUUUUUGCAAACUUAUAAGUAAUAUUAAUUUACAGGUUGUUAUAAUAAUACACUUAACACUUCUAAAAAUUGAAAUUAAAUGACAAAUUAAGUAGGUAUUAACCUGACAAUUUUUUUUUUUGCAUUAAACCUCAUUGCAAUUUUAUUUGUAAUUGACGAAUAUUAUUAUCUAUUUAGAUAUAUAUUAGUUAAGGAUGGGGUCACUUUUCUCGAAAACCAUAUACGUAUCUUAGUCCGUGGAGUCGGCUAUAUAGUUGUUUUAUAUAAUAUCUGUGAUACUACCCGAUUUUGUUAUUCUUACGUCUCACAUGUAAUACAUUGUUUUAUAUAUUUGUUCUCAUAAAAAUUAGUUUAUCAAUAUUUGGACCAAUCACAGCAUAUGACGCGGAAAUGUGUAGAUAGUAGAUAAGCGUAACACGUUGGACGCUGAGAUAGCUACUUCCACUUUAAUUUUUAACUGUAAAUAAUUGAUUAAAGAAUAAAUAAUAGAUUAUUGAUAUUCUAUACUAGUCACACAUUAUAUUAAGUUAUAUUAUAUUUUAUUUAUUUACAGGAAUUAAAUAUUAGUUAAGAUGUUGGACACACGUCCAAACCAUACCAUCUACAUUAAUAAUUUAAAUGAGAAGAUAAAAAAGGAUGGUGAGAUCUCUUAUGGUUCUAAAUUAUUUUAUUUUAAUUGGUUUUUUUAUUCUUAGACUUGAAGAAAUCUCUUUAUGCAAUAUUUUCACAAUUUGGACAAAUUCUCGACAUUGUAGCAAUGAAAGGAAUAAAAAUGAAUGGUCAAGCUUUUGUUAUAUUCAAAGACAUAAGCAGCUCUACAAAUGCUUUACGUGCAAUGCAAGGUUUCCCAUUUUAUGAUAAGCCAAUGGUAAUAUAAUAAAUAAUAUAAUGUACUUAUGAGUGAUUAAAUGUAUGAGCCAUUAAAAUAUUUAUCUUUAAAAAAAAAUUUGUCAUUUUUCAACACUUUAGUAUAAGAAAUUUGAAAAAAACAAUUUUAUACGUGUAAUAACAAAAAAAAUCUUAUAUAAAUUCAAUAAAUAUUCUUUUUACGAUUUUGAUAAUAAGGAUAAAAUUACUCAAUGUAUUAAGUUAAUUGUCAAUUAGUAGAAAUACUAGUAAAGAGAAAAUAUAUAUGAAUUAACUGAGUACUUUUAAACGACUACAAAUUUUAAAAUUUUUUUUUCAAACAUAUACUUUUGGAUAUACAAAAAAAUGUAGGGACAUUGUACAUAUGAAAAAGAGAGGGACAGUAAGAUAGAAAAAUUAAAGUGAUUAGAUGCGAUUGAGAAUGUUAUGAUAUGAGAAUAUUCGAUGUAUGAAAGGUGAGAGAUCGGGUCAAAUGUAUGUUUAGAACGAGGGUUGUUGACAUUAAAUAGAUGGCAUGAAGGAAAAGAAAAUUUUCUUAAUGUAUUUUGAAUUAUCAAAAGCCAAUUGUAAUUUUAUUUUAGUUUCGUUUUGCUGUGAUACAUUAUUGCAUAUUUUUUUAUAUUAUUCAUAACUUUUAGUAAUUCAAAUUAAUUAUUGCACUCUUGAUAUUCAAACCAUUUAGUAUUUUAAACAUUCAGUAAUUCAAAGUUUUUUAUAAGACCCUCCAAAUUCAAAUUAUUGCAAGUUAACUGUAUUGCUUUUUAAUACAAAUAAAAAUAUCUUCUAUCAAAUAAAAGGUUUCAUACUAAUUAUUUUUAAACCGGUAUAAAUAAAGUAAUAUAGUAAAAAGUGUAACUCUGGAGAACAUAAUAUUAUAUUUACUCCUUUGUAUUUCUACUUUAAAAGCUUAAAAACAUAUGUACUAUCCAAGUUAUUAUCUGAUAUACUUCUUGGUAAACUUAUAAUCAUAAUUUAUAAAAAAAAAUGUUCUGUAUGUAUACAAAUUCAUGAUGUGACCAUUAGAAUAGUUUCUAUAACAAAUGUAGAGUAACCUUUUUCAAUGUAAUAAAACAACUUCUAGACUUGAAUGUACCUAAUUUAAAACUUUCAAUAGGAAAUUACUUGUUUAACCAUACAUUAAAACAAAUAAUAAAUUCCAAUUAAAGUUGCUGUUCAUAAAAAUUUUAGAUAGUAUUUUCAUAUUAUUUAUAAGAAUAAAAAUGAAUAAAGAAAUAAUUGUAAAAUUAUUUGUAUUUUAAUUAUAGCGUAUACAGUUUGCUAAAUCAGAAUCGGAUUUAAUUGCAAAAAUGAAGGGUACUUUUGUGGAACGCCAAAAAAAACCUAAGAAGCCAAAGGAUGACGAAGAAGCGAAAAAAAGGCGUAAAGCUGCUAAAGAACAAGCUCGUGCUUUGGCACAACAAAAUAACCCUGGAGGUGCAUCCGGUGGUAGUAAGUACCAUUUAUAAUAAUAUCUCUUAUUAAGUAGAGCAAAUGGUGUUAAUAUAUAUUUUAUUAUCCAACAGGUGUACCUGAACAACCACCUAACCAGAUUCUUUUCUUGACCAACCUUCCUGACGAAACAACUGAGAUGAUGUUAUCUAUGCUUUUUAAUCAGUAAGUGUUGUUGUUUUAUACUACCAUUGUACAUAGUUUUUAAUAAAAAUGUUUUAGGUUCCCCGGAUUCAAAGAAGUGAGACUUGUACCAAAUAGACACGACAUUGCUUUUGUGGAAUUUGAAAACGAACACCAGUCAAACACUGCCAAACUGUCAUUGAAUGGUUUUAAGAUAACACCAACUCAUGCGAUGAAAAUUACAUUCGCCAAAAAGUAAAAGUUUUCUUAGAGAGAAAUAAAAAUUUUAAUGUUGUGAAUUAAAAACAAAUACAUAACUUUUAAUAUAUUCAGAAUUACAAUAAAUC
Molecule: messenger RNA, 3194 nt
Organism: Cinara cedri
Lineage: Eukaryota; Metazoa; Arthropoda; Insecta; Hemiptera; Aphididae
Source: the annotation of a GenBank genome assembly